CAUGUUUGAGUCGAUUUUGCAUCUCAACAGAAAAACACGCAAAUUUAAAACUUCCUGAAACGAAGACUUUUUUGUUAUUUUACUUUCUCUAUGGUCUCUACUUGUCUCUGUUGUCUCGUCUUUAUCUAUGACUGUUGCACAAAAUAUCCCCCCAAAAAUAUAAGAGGGUAUGUUCUGUGGACUGUUGUACAGAUCAUAGAGUAACCUAGGUGAUCUGUGGACUGUUGUUGAAAUGUCACUCCUGUAAAACCGCGAAUAAUUUUAUUAAAUAUCUAGCCCUGUUGUUAAUUUAGCCGGAAAAUGUUCAAUUUUGGUUCACCAGCGAACCCACCCAAGACGGGCACCGCUACAAACCCUUUAACGAGUACUCCUGCUUCGGCGGGGACUUUGCAGUUUAAUUUGGGCCAAUCGGCAGCAUCUGGAGACAGCAAACCGGGCUCCACAAUGUUUCCCUUGGCUUCAGCUUCAAGUACCCCUUCGCUGGGAUUUAGCGCCAACUUCAACCAGCCAAAACAAGCGGUUGCGCCUACUUUAAACUUCGGCGCGCCAGCGGCAGCUUCAAACAGUGCUGGGUUUGGAACAGGCUUCUCAAGUCCUGCUCCUGCUGCUAGCGCAGCCCCAGCCUUGUCGUUUGGUUUUGGCAGCUCAGCUGCUACUCCUGCUGCAUCUAGUGCUGCGCCUACUAUGUCGUUUGGGCUUGGAGCAGCGCCAGCUUCAACCAGUGCUGCCCCUACCGUAUCUUUCGGGCUUGGAGCCCCAACUGCAACUAGCGCAGCGCCUACCGUGUCUUUUGGAUUAGGCGCGCCAGCUUCGACUAGUGCUCCCAGUUUGUCUUUCGGUUUUGGGGCUCCAGCUACUUCAACCAGCACGCCUAGUUUGUCAUUUGGUUUCGGCGCUUCCACAGGCACCACUGCCACGUCUAGUGCCACAUUUACGCCGAUUUUGAGUAGUGCAGCCACCACAGCGCCCACUUCAGUCCUGAAAUUCGGCCCAACUCCAACUGCAACUACUGAUGCCGCUAAGCCGUUGCCGAGUGGAACAACAGCUGCAGCCACUACUACAACAGCUUCUUCGGGAUUUUCCAUUGGAGGCGCUGCUACCAGUGCAGCCGGGGCUCCGACCACAUCGGCGCCCGCUGCAGCCCCUGCGCCUGCUCCUGCUCCUGCUGUCGGGGCGCUAACGUUUGCCCAGUUGGAGGAUUCGAUCAAUAAAUGGACCAUCGACUUGGAGGAGCAAGGCAAAUUCUUCAUUAAUCAAGCCAAACAGCUGAACGCUUGGGACGGCUUGCUUGUUUCAAACGGGGAAAAAAUCCUGAGCCUGAACAGCAGCAUAGAGAAGGUCAAGCAGCAACAGUCGCAGCUGGAUCAAGAGCUGGACUUCAUUUUGGCACAGCAAAAGGAGCUGGAGGAGCUGAUUAUUCCUCUAGAGAAGGAGCUGGUUGAUGUUCCUAUUGUUGAUAUCGACAGGAACCAGAUGUAUCAGUUUUCGGAGAUAAUCGAUUUCCAGCUGAAGCAGAUUUCUGAUGAUCUGAAGGAGAUAAUCGAGAGCAUCAACGAAUCAAAUAAGGACGAAGAAGUCUCGAACCCAAUAACCCAAAUCAGCAAAAUACUGAACGCCCACAUGAACUCCCUGCAGUGGAUCGACAGAAACACGGCUCAAAUCAACCGGCGCCUGGAGGAAAUUGCAAAAAUUGAGGACACCAACCGCCGAAACCUCAGCGUGAAUAGCUCAUUUUCUAUGUACCAAUAGGAGUUUGUCAAUUAAUAAUUAAAGAUGUUUUUUUU
This is a messenger RNA of Dendroctonus ponderosae (mountain pine beetle), 1784 nucleotides long. Its product is annotated as nuclear pore glycoprotein p62. Gene Ontology annotation, molecular function: phospholipid binding; structural constituent of nuclear pore. Gene Ontology annotation, biological process: RNA export from nucleus; protein import into nucleus. Gene Ontology annotation, cellular component: nuclear pore; nuclear pore central transport channel. NCBI's taxonomy places the organism in Eukaryota, Metazoa, Arthropoda, Insecta, Coleoptera, Curculionidae. The record is from RefSeq and is a predicted model, not a curated record. The transcript has 8 exons. The coding region runs from base 301 to 1749 and encodes 482 amino acids.